AUGUGACAUGUAACAUCUUAGUAGAAUUGUUAGGAUUGAAAUUCAAUGAAAUUGUAGGACCCUGCUUUUACUUCUUCAUUGAUUGUAAAAGAUAUGUUUGAAUGUUGUUGAUUCAAGUGCAACAAAAUAUCAAGCUACCUCUUGAAAUAUGUGUUCCAUUUUUACUUCUCAUGUUAUAAUAUCUUACUUCAAUAUCGAUUUCAAUCCACCCGCAUCAUUCCGACCUGCACAACACUAUAAAUAUUAAAUUAAUUGCAUAAUGUUAAUUAUUAAAUUAAUUGCAUAAUGUUACAUUUUGAACGUGUUGUUUUUUUUAUAAAUAUAAAUGAUUUUAUCGAUUUCAACUUUGCUAACUUCACUCCAAACCGACAGUGUGUCAAGAUCUCAUCUCAAGUAAACAACACAAAUAAAAACAGCUGGCGAAUAUCUCUCUUCCUAUAAACAAUCACACACUCGCCGGAGUCAGAUUCACCCCAUCGGUAAAUCUCUCUCUCUCACUCUCACCACCUCAUAAUGGUUUCCCAAUCCAACGGCACGCCGGCGACGCCAUUUAAGUUCUUGAUCUACGGCCGUACCGGUUGGAUUGGUGGUCUAUUGGGCAAACUCUGCGAAGCUCAAGGCAUCGAGUACACCUACGGCUCCGGCCGUCUUGAGUCUCGCGACACCCUUAUCGCUGACAUCACCGCCGUCAAUCCUACCCAUGUAUUCAACGCUGCCGGAGUUACCGGCCGCCCAAACGUUGACUGGUGUGAGUCACACAAGGUGGAGACCAUACGUACUAACGUCGUCGGAACCCUAACUCUCGCCGACGUUUGCCGUGAAAAGGGGUUGAUUUUGAUCAACUAUGCUACUGGAUGUAUAUUCGAGUAUGAUUCGGAGCAUCAACUCGGGUCGGGUGUCGGGUUUAAGGAAGAGGAUACUCCAAAUUUCAUCGGAUCUUACUACUCCAAGACUAAAGCAAUGGUAGAGGAAUUGCUCAAAAACUAUGAAAAUGUAUGCACAUUGCGUGUAAGAAUGCCGAUUUCAUCCGAUCUUACAAACCCCCGAAACUUCAUCACAAAAAUCAGUCGAUAUGAAAAAGUUGUAGACAUUCCAAACUCCAUGACCAUUCUUGAUGAACUCCUCCCAAUCUCCAUUGAAAUGGCAAAAAGAAACCUAACCGGUAUCUACAACUUCACUAACCCUGGUUGUGUUAGCCACAAUGAGGUCUUGGAGUUGUAUAAAGAGUACAUUGAUUCAAGCUACACAUGGAAGAACUUCACUCUUGAAGAGCAAGCAAAAGUUAUAAUUGCACCAAGAAGCAACAAUGAACUUGACACUUCUAAGUUGAAAAAAGAGUUCCCCGAGCUUUUAUCGAUCAAAGAAUCUCUUGUGAAGUUUGUGUUUGAGCCUAACCGAAAGACACCCGUUGUGGCAUAACCGUAAGGUUUGAAGUUAUUUUGGUUGGUUUGUUUCCUUUUCUUGAUUAUGUUAUUGAUUGUAUGUUGAGAUUGUGAGAUUAAUAUGAGGAUUUCUUACAAUAUAGUGUAUUUUUCUUGUUGUAUUAUCGGGAUUAUCUUGAUUAUGAAUAAGUAUGUGGGAAAUGAUAUAUAGUUCUUGAUUCAUUUGAUCAUAUGAAAUCAACAUAAGGUCUUUCUGGUUGCA
Molecule: messenger RNA, 1644 nt
Organism: Lactuca saligna
Lineage: Eukaryota; Viridiplantae; Streptophyta; Magnoliopsida; Asterales; Asteraceae
Source: the annotation of a GenBank genome assembly